CUGACACAGAAAACCAGAAACACGUCAGGAGCAAAAACACACCACUUCAUUUAAUCGGCCUCUCGAGAUUGCGAAAUUUUAAGCAGUAAGAUGUCACAUACUAAGACAGUUGUUGUCACAGGUUUUGGACCAUUUGGUGAACACAAAGUUAAUGCAAGUUCAGUGGCGGUACAAGAACUCAAAAAGCUUAAUCUUGGUGAUGAUGUCUCCUUAGUAACCGAAGAAAUGCCGGUGAUCUAUGAAGACAUUCAAGAAAUUGUCCCGUCUCUAUGGAAACAACAUCAACCAAUAUUGUUGAUACAUGUAGGCGUGUCAGGGAUAGCAGAAGCCAUUACGUUAGAAGAACUCGCUCACAACACAGGAUAUGUACAACGGGAUAUCAAAAUGAAAACGCCCGAUACAGGGUGUUGCAUAGAUGGUGGACCUGACUGUAUUAUCAGCCGGCUAGACAUGGGUGCCGUCUGUGAACACAUCAACCAAACCAACUGUGGCAUACAAGUAGUGACAUCAAAAGAUGCUGGCAGAUACCUGUGUGACUUUUCUUAUUAUUUAUCACUCAGCCAAGACUGUUCAUGUGCAGCCUUUGUACAUGUUCCACCGCUGGGGAAACCCUACACUGCAAAACAGUUAGCGAAAGGUUUGAAGAUGAUCAUCCAAUGUCUACUUAAUCAGGUUGUACCUAACAAGAUGUGAUGGCAAUUUCUAGAAAACGUGAAAUACAUCUAUUAUUUAUCCAUUUUUAUCAGAAAUAUCUAUCAGUUCAUUUUCUAUUGAUUUAUUUAAUGCUGAUGUCCCCCCCCCC
Messenger RNA from Saccoglossus kowalevskii, 802 nucleotides. Its product is annotated as pyroglutamyl-peptidase 1-like. The record is from RefSeq and is a predicted model, not a curated record. Gene Ontology annotation, biological process: proteolysis. Gene Ontology annotation, molecular function: pyroglutamyl-peptidase activity. Gene Ontology annotation, cellular component: cytosol. Lineage: Eukaryota; Metazoa; Hemichordata; Enteropneusta; Harrimaniidae.